AUGAGCUUUUUAAUCUUUCAACAUUUGCAGCGAGUUCGCUCGGUUUUCUUGCAUGUUGGCCUUGUGACAUUGUGUGUAUCGUAUAUUUUGAUCGGAGCACAAGUUUUUCUCCUAAUCGAGCGCCCGGUUGAGCAAAGAGCAAAAGAAAUGGCAGCAAUGAGAUUUCACCAAAUGAAAGAGGAUUUCAUCUCGAAUCUUUCUGCUAAUCCAAAAGAUUUUGAUCGUUUAAUCGAUGAAUACACGAGAGAAAUGUUUCGAAUCUUUGAACAAGAACCCUACGCUGGGAAUACAUUCGAAUUGAUGGAAAAGACGAAUUUCUCAAUCCCUCAAGAGAAUCAAUGGACUUUUGCGAGUGCUGUUCUUUUCACAAGCACUACUGUAAUCCCUGUUGGUUAUGGCUUCAUCGCUCCAUCGACAUCUCUUGGAAGAGCUUUUGUCAUCAUUUAUGGAAUGAUCGGUAUCCCAUUGGCACUUGUCACUAUGGCUGAUGCGGGGAAAUUUCUCUCGAAAUUUGUUCUCGAUUUCUUUGAAGAGAGUCUCGUCAUUCCGACGAUCAUGUUCGUCUCAUUUCUUGUCGUUUACCCACUCCUUGGUGGCAUUAUUUUUAACUUUUUCACAGGUAUGUCGAUUCUCGACGCGAUCUACUUCUCGUUAACCUCAAUUUUCACGAUUGGUUUUGGCGAUAUUAUGCCAGACGUCGGCGUGCUCAGCUUGGUCGCCUUUAACAUCAUUGGUGUGAUUUUAGUGACAAUUUCAGUUGAAUGGGUAGCCGCCGAGGCCAUCAAUCAUGUACAUUAUAUGGGAAGGCAAGUGGGACGGGCGAGGCUGUUGGCUGAGAAAAUGAUACAUAUCGCUCAAUCACUAAGCGUCAACAAAGGGAUCGGUGCCGGGAUGACUCAAUUGCAUGCAUUAGCUAAAUUCGGAAUGUUUGCCAAGAAUUCCGAAGAAUCAUUGGAGAAAAAGAAAAGCUUUUGCGGGUGUUUUCAAUCAGAAAAAUACAAACAGAAAAACUCGCUGGCCGCCUUUUUGCAGAAUUAUGCGUUCGAGACGCCAACCGCCAACCACCAAGGUCAACCGACGACCGUUCAAUUCAUUCAUGAGCAACCGAAAAUCGCUUUUGAACCGGAUUUGGAUGAUGAAGAUUUUCAAUAUAUGGAUCACGGCGUAUCAACCGAUAUCCGAGCAUCGGCUUUGCAUUUGAAUUUGUAUGAUUUU
Messenger RNA from Mesorhabditis belari, 1215 nucleotides. The record is from the annotation of a GenBank genome assembly. NCBI's taxonomy places the organism in Eukaryota, Metazoa, Nematoda, Chromadorea, Rhabditida, Rhabditidae.